AUGCACCUGUUAAAUGCAUCAGGACUAUAUGGCCUUCCAACUUUGUGUAAGAAUUCCAGCACACCUAAUGACUUCAGGUCAAUCAGUCUAUGUAAUAUGGUCAUGAAAUUGGUGACAAAAACUAUAGCCAAUAGAUAUAAAGGCCGUCUACCUGAUGUUAUUGAUGAGGAUCAAAGUGCAUUUGUAAAAGAAAAGUUAAUAACAAAUAAUGCUCUGAUUAUCAUGGAGUUUUUCCACGGGAUGAAAGAUAAGAAAACAUGUAAGAAUAGAAUGAUGGCCCUAAAGCUGGAUAUGUCGAAGGUGUACGAUAUAAUUGAAUGGUAUUUUCUUGAUGGGGUGCUCAAAGCUAUGGGUUUCUCGAAGUCAAUGAUGGAUAUGAUUAGAAUAUGCUUGUAUACGGUUACUAUUGUUUUAUGUGAUUGGUUGCAUCAUGCAAAACAACAUAAAGUGUACAAGAUAUUUCAAUGA
Messenger RNA from Vicia faba (fava bean), 468 nucleotides. The record is from the annotation of a GenBank genome assembly. Lineage: Eukaryota; Viridiplantae; Streptophyta; Magnoliopsida; Fabales; Fabaceae.